This is a messenger RNA of Amaranthus tricolor (Joseph's coat), 1223 nucleotides long. RefSeq names its product tropinone reductase homolog At5g06060-like. The record is from RefSeq and is a predicted model, not a curated record. Gene Ontology annotation, molecular function: oxidoreductase activity. The transcript is spliced from 5 exons. Bases 215 to 1030 code for a protein of 271 amino acids. Lineage: Eukaryota; Viridiplantae; Streptophyta; Magnoliopsida; Caryophyllales; Amaranthaceae.
AUAUGAAUUGAAAAAGAAAUUAACUAACUACUCCGAUCCAAAUACAAAUUACACAAAUUAAUUAAAUUAAUCAAAUCUGUGUUAUAUAAAGCCAUUAUGGGUUGCUCCAUAAUUUAUUAAAGUAGAAUACAAGCUAAGUUAAUUAAUAUAAGUGAAGCUUGUUUUUAUUUGUUGAGAUUUUACUACAAAAUUAAGAGAGAGAGAGAGAGUUAAUAUGGCAAGUAAUCAGAAUGGUUUUAAAAAUAACAAAAGAUGGUCACUCACCGGGAUGAAUGCUCUUGUUACUGGUGGUUCCAAAGGCAUUGGACAGGCUAUAGUAGAGGAAUUAGCAGAACAAGGAGUUCAUGUUCAUACAUGUGCUCGUAACCAACAGGACCUUGACGCUUGCUUGCUAGACUGGAAAACAAAAGGUUUCCAUGUUACAGGAUCAGUUUGUGACGUUUCAUCUGCCUCCGAAAGAGAAAAACUUUUGGAGACUAUAAAUUCUAUCUUUUCUGGAAAGUUGAAUAUUCUUGUGAACAAUGUUGCAUGUUCCUUAUACAAAGAAACAUGUGAUUACACAAAGGAAGAUAUAUCAAAUGUAAUGGCGCUUUGCUUUGAAUCGGCUUAUCAUCUUUGUCAACUUGCACAUCCAUUGUUGAAAACCUCCGGGGAUGGCAAAAUCAUUUUUAUUUCCUCCGUUGCUAGUUUCUUUGCUAUUAAUACUCCUGGUUCUAUUUAUGGAGCUGCUAAAGGGGCAAUAAAUCAACUAGCCAAAAUUCUAGCAUGUGAAUGGGCAAAAGACAAUAUUAGGGUUAAUUCUGUUGCUCCCGGUUUCAUCAAGACUUCAAUGUCCGAAAAGGGAGUUACUCACAAGGAGUUCUCGAAAGCAAUAGAAUCUCGAACAGCUCUUGGACGUUUUGGAGAAACCGAAGAAGUGUCAGCUUUAGUGGCUUUCCUUUGUAUGCCAGCAUCUGCUUAUAUAACUGGCCAAACUGUUUUUGUUGAUGGUGGACUCACUGUUCAUGGCUUUCUACCACUUCCCUACUGACAAUUAUAAAAUGAUUAAGGUUCUCAUUUACAUUGUUCUACGUACGUAUUGUGAUUGAAGCUAAGAUGACUUUACUUUUGAGUUAUAGAAAUGUUUAAAUGUUUGUUAAAAAAAUACAAACAUAUUACUAUGUAUUAUAGAAUGAUUCAAGUCAUCACUUAAUAAACUUGCAAAUACUCGCACUCGAUUGUGA